CGCAUGCCUACAGUUUGGCUGGACAGGUGCCUCAGUUUUGCUGGCAGCCAUGAGGAUCCUACCGAUAGUGAUUCUGGCCUUGAUGGCGGUCCAUUCCGGCUGCGGAAAGAAGCAGGGCAAGAAGGCCAAGGACAAGGGUCCUUGUGGUAAGCCCUAUCUCAAGGAGCUGAACGGAAAGUGCUUCUAUGUGGGCGUCAAAAAGAUCAACUGGUUCGGGGCCCAGAACAACUGCCUGCGCAAGGGCCUCAACCUGGCCGACGUGUCCACCGUGGAGGACUUCAACGCGGUGGUCCACUACAUGACGUCGCAGCUGGGAUACGACGACUUCUGGUUCGGAGGCAACGACCUGCAGUCGGAGGGCCGCUUCAAGUACAUCAGCAACGGGAAACUGGUGCGCUACAUGGGCGUCUCCCCCAUAGUGGAGCCGACUCAGCGCUCCAACCUGGACGACUGCCUGGAGAUCAGGAUCCGGCCCAACGUGACCGUCGUCCUGGACGUGAACUGCCAGGAGAAGAAGUACUUCAUCUGCGAGCAGAACCAGCUCAAGUGCGCUGUGCCCGCGGCGGACAGCGGGGAUGGGCAGAAGCACAGCCACGAGCACUUGCACCACUUCCACCACGACGCCGGCAAGAAGGAGAAGCAGGAGGCGGGGAUCAAAGAGCAAAGUUUGGAGAGCGAUUCACGGCCAGCUGACAAUUCGAAUUCAACGGAGAUCGGGGUCUCGGAGGAGAAGAAAACGGAGGGCGCGCCGUCUGGAGGUGAUGGUGGUGGCACCACGGAGCCGGUGUUCGAGAACGGCAUGGGAAACGCGGGGGCCACCAACGCCGAGGAGGCCCAGACGGUGCCGCCAGGCGGGGGUGCGAGUGCCUCCACGGCGGCAGAAGGCGCUGGAGCAGCCACGCCCGCCCCGGAUGCGGCCACUCCGGCGGCAGGUGCCCCAGCGGAAGGAGCUCCAGCCGCCGAGGGCGCCACUCCUGCACCGGCAGCUCCGGAAGGCGGGGCCACACCUGCACCUGCUCCGCCGGCCUGAUCGCACCAACCCACCAACCGGGCGCACCAAUAGACAUCUAGGGAAUCGAGUAAUGUUUGAGCUUUCACCAAAUAAAGUUGAGUUUUAACCACAUGAA
Molecule: messenger RNA, 1127 nt
Organism: Drosophila santomea
Lineage: Eukaryota; Metazoa; Arthropoda; Insecta; Diptera; Drosophilidae
Gene: lectin-46Ca
Exons: 2
Coding region: 50-1030 (326 amino acids)
Source: RefSeq, a predicted model, not a curated record